ACUGAGACGCGAAUACUUGGUGUUCCUUCACACACCUGCACCUACGACAGGCUUCAGUAUCAAAGUUCCUCCGUGUGUUCUAUUGCAGUGCGCGACUCGUCAGCCAGUGAACAGACUUUUCUUUCCUCGAAAGUUUGCGCCGCAUUCGCCGGGAACUUCGUCGACUGGAGACACGAGUCGUUGCAAACUGCCGUGCAGUUCCGAGGAUCCAAGUGUCCCGUUCCCGGAAAUCAGCAAACCCAAGUGCGACCAGCAAUAGCUGUUGCGCCGGUGAAAAGCAAGGGCAGCGGUGUGUCUCGUUCGAGAGCGCAGCAGAACUUGUCCUACGGCGGUGCGUAUCUUGGCGAGCCGUCGGUCGUUGAGCCUUCUCUGACUUCCUUGCUUCUCUCAGCGCACAUAAGCGACGGACGAUGGCUGAGAUAUCGCCGUGCUGUGAGCCACGCGCGAGUGUAUAAUUGGAGGAUACAAAAGCAGAGUUGUGAAAGGAAAUUCGGUGCGAUUCGUCCUGCUUGCGAGAAGAAGACAAACAUAGUGCCAGGUGCCGAAAGCGAUAUCGAAAAAGCCGUGUUCGAUUGUUUGGAGAGUGUUAAAGUCGAGAUAAUGAGAGUAAAGUCCAAGGGGUGAUAGAUCUAUACUCUCAGUUGUCUCGGCGCCCGAAGCUCGGCUAAUAAGUGUGUUGUGGAUGUGGCUGUGUGUCAGAGGCAGUGUUUCGCGGUGCUGGAAGCAGCGGCAGCGGACCGAGGCAGCGACGUUGCACCAUGGUCUCCACGUCCAUAGUCACCCUCGUGUUCCUCGUCUGCCUACAAACGGUGCUGCUCUCGACGGUGAGCAACUGCGCCAAGACCAUCAGCAUGUACUGGAACACAACCAACUCCAUAUUUCGAAUAGACAAUACGGACCACAUAAUAGACGUGAACAAGAACAACGCGGCGUUCGAGUACGAUCAAGUGAAUAUAAUUUGUCCGGUGUACCAGCCGGGCACGUACGAUGACGAAGCGGAGAAGUACAUUAUUUACAACGUAUCGAAGGAGGAGUACGAGACGUGUCGGAUAACGAAUCCGAGUCCGCGGGUCAUAGCGAUCUGCGACAAGCCCUUUAAAACGAUGUACUUCACGAUAACGUUCAGGCCGUUCACGCCGCAGCCCGGUGGCUUGGAGUUCCAUCCCGGCCGUGACUACUACUUCAUCAGCACUUCGUCAAAGGACGACUUGCACAGGCGCAUCGGCGGACGGUGCACCACCCACAACAUGAAGGUCGUAUUCAAGGUCUGCUGCAACAACGAGGCCACCGACUCGUCAUCCUACCCAGCCACCUCUCGCAACAACUCGAUCACCGUGACGAGUAGCACAGUGAGCAGCAGCAGCAGUAGCAGCAGCAGCUCGACGAGCACGUCGAUCGUCAACGGAAUGGGCAACGGCAUCAACGUCGGCCGAGAGCCGAUGGUGCCAGCGAUCCCGCCGUCGGUUUACAAGGGCAGCGAUCGCUACUACCCGAGCAACGUGCACGGACACUCGGGUCAGCCGCAGCAGCCGCCAACCGAUCACGUACCGACCAUUCACGUGCCUCAGCCGCCGCCGAUGUUCCCCAACUAUCCGCACCAGCAGCCGCAGCCGCCGGUCUACCAGCCGCCUGCGUCGCAGCCACCCAAGACCUCCAUCACCCAGAAGAAGAAGAACAAGGAGUAUUCGGACCACCCGAACGAAGUGGUAAAGAACGAGGAGCUGACGUACAACGGCGCCUCGGCCAGCACGCUGCAACGCUCGCAGCAGCAAAUCGCGUGGACGUUGGCGCUGCUGUGCGGCGCACUGCUGCUCCGGUGAAGCGACUCCCGCAUUAGUCCCCUGAGAGCAAACAAUCGGCCGACGACGAGCAGCAACAGAGAUUAACAUGCGACAUCAACAGCAGCAGUAACAACUACAACAACAACAGCCACAACAACAAGAAUUAACAAAACGAAAAAGUAAAACCCCUUCUUCUGUGAUUGUAAUCCUACGUUCGCAAUUCGUUUCCCGCUAGCCGGAAAGGAAUUUAUGUAGUCCGAGCGCACUUCCUCGCGUCGGAGCUUCUCCAAGAGAAAAGAGAGCGAACAAGCGCGAGAUUGAGAGAGAGAGAGAGAGAGAGAGAGAGAGAGAGAGAGAGAGAGAGAGAGAGGGAGAGAAAGAGCGAGAGAAAGAGAGAGAGAGAGAGAGAGAGAGGGAGAGAAAGAGCGAGAGAGUGAGAGAGAGGUGCGCCAUAGCGUUCUCAUAAGCGAGCGAGACUGAGUGAGUGAUCAACGCGGCACGCCAUAUUUACUGUUAACACGAGUAUUCACGCCCACUGUUAUCACUGUACUCCGCCGGCAGCGAAUGGAGCAGCGAUUGUUAGUCGUGUGUUGUAUCCUGUGUAUGCUACAUAUUGCUAUAUAUUCGUACACAUAUAGUCGUCUCCUUUGUUUCCUUUUGAAACUUUUUAUUAUUUCUUCUAUCCCGCGAGCGCAAAGCCACCGAAGAGCAAGCCUCAUAGAGCUGUGCCUCUUUGUGCCUGCACCCGUUGUCGCGAUGAUCAUGUGCAUUUAAGCUCGCAUUGUCACGAUAGCUGAGAAAUAACCAAUUUGGACCACUAGUCGGCGUCUCUUCGUCGUCGCCGCGUAUAAUCGAAUCGCUUGCAAGUUGUUCUCGCCAAAACGACACUCGCUCAGAUUAUACACCGACAUACACACACACACCCGCACACAUUUGCCACGUUAUUUGGUUCCUCUAGGCUCGCAAGAAAAGCGAUUCGAUUGAGCGACACGCAGCGCACGCCUUGAAAAUAAUGAAAGAAGUAAAGCGAUUGUUAGGGAAAAAAGAGCGUUGUUCCAUACGAAUCAAUGCGCCAUCGUAUUCACGCGAGCUUUAGGCGAAAAAUUAGCGCGCCUCUCUCUCCCCAUGUUUGUGUAAAUAAGCGAACAAGAUUAUUAAGACGAAUAAAAAUAAUCAUAUUAUUCCUAAUGGAGCAGUGGCGGUCUGCUAUACGGGGAGGCAGUUCGGGUUUUAUCGACGAACUAUGUAUAACUAUUUGCCUUUGUCAAGUCACACACAGGCAUACACACACUGUCGCAUCAGUGCUGCGAAAUUAUAUACUCGAACGAAUUUGAACUGACGAGUGUGUGUACCCGCAGGCCGCGCGCCGCCAGAAUAAAUUACGAAAUCCAAGUGACUGUCAAUUUCGCAAUAUGUCUUUUUCUUUUCGACUUUGUGUUGAAACUUUCUGUUUUAUUUUUAAAUUACUAUUUAGCGCGAAUAUGCACGUAUCGUUGUGCGAAUUUGUAUGCAUGUUGGACAAUGAUGAACCAUGUGACGCGAGAAAAAAAAUGCGAAAGACAGAAAUAGACGAGCGAACCGGGUGUAUGAAAUUAUAGGCGUGCGAGUUCAAGCGAGAGUGAAUGCGGGUGUGCUACCCAAUACAUUUGUACCAUAGCUGUAUUAUACCGAGACACCUAUCUAUAGAUUUGUAUUAUAUUUAUUAUCUACAAUAAUUAUGACACUACGGAUAUUUACUCGAUAUUCUAUGAUUAUUAUUAGUAAAAUGUCAAAUUUAAUAGCGAAUAAAUUGCGAAAUGGAGGGGGCGCGUCCAAAGCAAUGAGCCUGCUCCGUUAUUAUUGUUUUUAUACUACAUGAAAAAUCGACGAGGCAUUUUUUAAUAAUCUCGCCAACGUAUGUCACACGACGCAACUGUCGUUUUCAUUCAGAUUUCCUAGACCUCAACCUCAGCAUACGAAUCUUCUAAUUUAUUCUACAGUUCUUUUUUUUUGUACGUAAAACAAAGCAAAGAAAAACAUUUUUUAACUUGUGAACCGUGCUCAUAUAUACACCAACACACCCGAGCGAUCUUUACUCAAUACGCAAUAUAAGGCAAUAUAUAAUCUGUGUGCAACAAUACUUUACCGUUUACAAUAUAUACUGUUUACCAUUUUUCUGUAUCAGACUCGUAUCACAUCAACUGUAAUAGUACAGCAGCUCUCAUAUUCACGUUUGUUUGAAACCAUGUAAUAUCGAUAAGACCGUUUGAUCGUUCGAGGUGUCUUCAAUUUUUAAUGAACAACUGACUGUCUUGCGCCAAUUAAUAUUAGCGCAAAUCCUUUUACGAUUUUUAUCUAGGAUGUAUAAAAAUUAUUUUACAUUUACUUUACUAUUAGAAAAUAAUUUUUAUAUGUACAUAAAAAUUGUAAAAUAUGUAGCAUUAUUACGUAUGAAAUUAUAAAAUUCUUAUUUAAAAUUAUUUUUUAGUUGUUUUAUUUUUUCUUCACAGCCAUUUAUUUUAUUUUGUUAUCCCGCAUGCCACUUGUGAUUGACUCUCUUUAUUUCAGGGCCUACAAUUGAAAAUUGCAAAGAUUAUCAAUUUCUAUUUUUCUUGUAUGAAAAAUAUUCUUUACUAGUUCCAGAUUGUAAAAUGUAACUAUGCUAAAGUAUUCUAUGAUAGAAAUUCUGACUGCCUCUGCGCUGUCAAAUUAACAAUACAGUUCAAACCGUCCAAGUAUAAUUUAUCAAUGAACUAACGUUGAAGAAUAUGCAAGUAAAUCAGUUUUUUAUAUUAAUUGCCGAAAUUUUUCCAAACGAAGAAAGUUCAACUUUAUUUAAGAAUUUAAAAAUUUUUCCAAUUUUUUUAAAUUGUUAAUGUUAUCAAUAUACUCUAAGUAGCUCAGAUAGUAUUGUAUAUAUUCUAUAUAGUUUUAGUUCUUGUGUCUAUGCCAUUUCAAGCUUUUAGUUGGGUGUUUAUAAGUAUGUAAAUCUUUAACGUAUAGCCUGUUUUUAUAUCGAAACUUGAGAUUUAUUUUUGACUCGACAUACUUUACUUAAUAUUCUUAAAUUUCAUGCAGUUAAUGAUAUCGUACUGCAAAGUAAAAUAAUUUUUGUGAAACAUAGUUGAAUAAUUUUUCCAAUAAAAGAGUAUAAAUGUACAUAUUUGGAUAUAAGUUUAGUUUGUUAUUUUGUUUUGUCAAUGGAAUUUUCCAAUCUACCAUUAUAAUAAAGCACUUUUUGUUAUUGUUGUAUGUUUCAAGCGUACAUCUGUAACUGAUUUAUACAAAUCCUGCUUCGUCGAUUUUUCAAAUCAACAAUAUCACAUGUGCAAUAAGCUUAGAGCAGAUGUGGGCACGUUCAUAUAAUUAUUCGAAUCCAUAUAUUGUUACUAUAAUAAUUAUUCGUUUGUAGUACAUUUCGAUACUAGUGCGAUAAUGUAAUUUGAGCCUCACGUGGACAUUUGCGCCUGAGCUAAGCGAGGGUGAAGAGGCCGCACGAGGCUGAAAUCACUUUCUCGUAUUCAAACUUGAUUUUUCGAUACGACGUGUGCGAGAUGAGAUUCCAAGCAAAUUUGUUUGCCCGAGUGUGUGUCAAUCGAGUCCUCGCUGCACGAAGUAUUGCAAAGAUUAUUAGAACUAAAGCAUGCAAUGGCCAAUUUGGACAUAUGGCAUUCUUAAAAGUUAUUAAUAAUUCUCUGUAAUUGUCAAUCUUUUUUCUCUCCGUCGAAUGAAGAGAAACAGAGGCAGCCAACACUUGAUGGUUUUGUUAAUGUUAAAAGGACGUUUGAAAAAAUCUAAACUCGUGAGAGAGAGGCUCUGAAGGGCAAGUAAAGAAAGUGAUAUAAUUGUAUUGCAAAUCCAAUCAGCCGACACAGCCCACAUCUACGCUAGCUGCAGUUACAAAUCAGGUUCGCCAAAGACCUUUGCGUCUACUAACAAAUAAAUAAAAAAGUGUCUAUGCAGGAAAACCAAUGUUAAUGGAAGAGAAAACCACCUGUUUACAAACAAAACUGACGAAUAUUGUUAUUUGUCAACCAACGAUGUAUGCUAUAUAUAUAAAAUAUAAAUAUUUAUAUAAAUAUAUAAAUAUCGAGAUAAUGAUAAGGAGGACAAAUGAAUUGUCGAAAAAGUUGUAAAU
Messenger RNA from Phymastichus coffea, 5898 nucleotides. It is a transcript of the gene Ephrin, whose product is annotated as ephrin-B2. The record is from RefSeq and is a predicted model, not a curated record. Gene Ontology annotation, biological process: axon guidance; ephrin receptor signaling pathway. The transcript is spliced from 5 exons. Lineage: Eukaryota; Metazoa; Arthropoda; Insecta; Hymenoptera; Eulophidae. Gene Ontology annotation, molecular function: ephrin receptor binding. Gene Ontology annotation, cellular component: plasma membrane. The coding region runs from base 759 to 1820 and encodes 353 amino acids.